UGAUUGGUCUAUUCGCGACACAGGAAGUGUGGAGGUAAACAGAAGCGACGGUGUUUCCAUGGAAAUAUUUUAUACUUUCUGCAGCUUGUAUCUUGUUGCAAAUCAGUAUAUUUUCAGAACUACGCAGUUGGUUCCAGCAUUCGAUUGUUUUAUGAGCUACAGGCAGUGUGAGAGGUGAGGAUGGCCGAUGUGGUGUUAGGCGUUGGGACAGGUGUGCUUAUCAUCGCUUUAAUCUGGAUAGUGACUCUCGCGCUCACCAUCGUUCUGUCGCGCGCAACCGGCCCAACAAAGUUAGGAAUCAUUCCUAUAUUUCUUGUGGCGCUCACCGUCACACUGGUUUUAGUGUUCUUCCCGCGCGCCCCUGAAGUUCCCUCUCCUGAGAAAGCAGUUCAGAUAGUGGAUAUGUUCUUCAUCGGCCGCUACGUGCUUCUGUCCUUGGUGAGCGUGGUGUUCUUGGCAGCCCUGUUCAUGUUGCUGCCCUUACAUUUCCUGGAGCCCGUGUAUGCCAAGCCGCUGAAAACACACUAGACCAUGAGGCUUCAUGUGCCAAACUCCUACAGAUAUCCCAAAGCGGGGCGGCCAACCUGGCAGCGCCGUCGAUCAACGAGCCCCACUUGAGAUGAGAGGACAGCAGAAGGUUCCAGGGCUUUUGUCUUCUUGUCCAAAUCAGAGAUGUCCACAUCUCUCUGAGAGCGCAGCACAGAGGGGUCUGAAUGCAGCAUGUGCAGUGCUAACGUUUUCAGAAGGGUGUGGUUGGGUAAAGUUUUGUAUGUCAGAUAAUUGGAAAAUUAAGUUUGUUUUUCUGCGCCUUUUUUGUCAUUUUAAAUGUAGUGUAUGUUGAAAAUAAUGAAUACAUCUUAUUUUUAUGUCAAACUUUUUUAGUAUGUUUGUUUCUUUAAUUAGUGGUGUUUGCUAAGGAGAGCAUUAGGAUUAGGGUUUUUUUUCACAGUGACCUAGUCAUCGAUUCCUUCAGACUGGUUUUGUGAACUGAUUAAGUCAAUGAGUCAAACUCAAUCACCAGUUAAGUCUGAUUCAUGAGUGACAACUUGAUCAAAUCAUUCAUUGAAAUGAUCUGAUGCAAAACAAAAGAUUAGUUCCCCAAUCCAACAUCAUAAGCAUCACUAUUGCUCACUAUAGUUUUUUAUUUAUUUUUUUUUUACUAUUGCUCAUAUUUGGAGCAUACAGCGAUUGUGGGUUUUUUUUUUCUUCAACUUUGAUCCGUAACUCACCCAUAACCUGGCAUCUCAAAUUAUGUGGCUCAUUGAGGAAAGGUGCUGUUUUACUUUUCGAAGUGAUUAGACAUACUUUUUUUCUUGUGGAUGAUAAAAAGGAAAAUCCCAUUUAAUAAUGCCAAAUGUCGAGAGCACAUUAUUGUAAUGUACCUUCUUAAAAAAUGCUCUUUAUUGGCAUUUAACAUCUAUGGAACAUGCAUCCGUUACACAAAAGGUUCUUUAGCUUAUUAAAAUUUUCUUUGCACUAAGAAAAAUGGUUAAGAAAUGUUCACUGAAAGGUUCUUUGGGGAACUUAAAAUCGUUCUUCUAUGGCAUCAAAUCCCUCUUUUGGACCCUUUAUUUCUAAGAACAUGAUACACAAACUCCUUAAUAUACAGUGCUCUCUUAUGAUUUUCUUCUUCUCUUUCUUAGGUGUUGCAUGUGUGUACUCAAACUGUGUCCUGUGCAUUUGUCCAUGCUUUUGCGAUAAAAUUAUUUUUGCUCCUUAUAAAAGGUUUUCACAAGAGAUCAAUGAAAAUACUACUUUUUACUGUUUAACUUGUUGGUUGAGAGUGAACUACAUCUGGAAUUCUUCAACAAUCAAAAAUGGAUCUUUAAUUUAUUUACAAUUAAAUAUCAUUUAAAAACAUUAUUUUAUCAUAUAAAUGUGCAGGGUGAUGGUUUUGAUAUAAAUGACCUAUAGUCUAUCUAAUUGCUUCACGAAACCAUCAAUUUUACACUGCAAAAUGCAGUUCGGUCGUAAUAACUGCAUAUUUUCAGUGCCUUUGCUGCAUGAAAUCACAUUCUAAUACCCCAGUCCAUUAAUUAGUUAUCUGCAAACUCAAAUUCAAACUCAAUUUCACUCAUUCACAGCUAAAACCAGACAAAUUUCAUUUUCUUGGUCCCAUAUUGACAUGCUAAUUUUGGCCUUAUGGAAGCAUUCUUUAAGACACUGUCUCACUCUCCCCACAAUACCACAAAGACGCAGGGAGCAAAGUUGGGCGGUCCAACAAAGCUUCAAGCUGCGCGAGUUGAUUAUUUUGUUCUUAACAAGGCGAAUACUCUGUGUGGGUCCUUUGUUGCCUCAGACGUGUACUUUCAUUUUCAUAAAUCUCUCUUGGAGGCAAACUUCACAGGGGAAGAUGGAGGUCAUUAUUGCUUCUUAUUUUCACAGGCAUGUUGUACAUAUGUGGUGUGAUCCUUACAGCAUGAAGACAAUAAAUAACAAGCUCCAAGCUGGAUAUGAAACAUGUUAGCUGCGGUUUCACCUGCUAAAAAGUCAUAAGUAGCCGAUCAAACGUGUGUGACAAAUGCAACAAGACAUUAAUAGUCCAGAGCAGAAUCUAUACGUUUGUCCAUUACAAAGCAGCCUACUUAGUUUUGGUCAUGCAGAAAAACUUGGAAUAUCCGGGAACCUAUCCCAAAUACUCAUAUAUCCGGAGGUUCUUACACAGAGAGAUUGUGGGAAUGUGAGCAAGAAGCGAGGCGAGGCCAUGUCUCAGUUGCGCUAGCUCUCACCCCUCAGGUCUUCGUGCGAUCCUUAUUUAAAAGUGGGGAGUCUGACGGGACGUGCAGUGAAAUUCCAACCAGUGCGAUGAAAGAGAAUCUAAUGAAUCAAAUCCAAUCCUAUUAGUUCCGGCCCACAUCGCAACACUGAGGCCUUUCUGCUUGCUGAUCAGCGAAGAUCUACCAGAGCUUGAGAAACAGGGUACUGGACGGAUGGACUGGUACAUGAAAUGGGUUGUGUAAUCAACCCAAAGGAUCACAGACACAUUGAACGGUGUCUAUGUGUACGAUAUAAUAAAAUACAAAAGACAGUGACCUUGAGAAAUGGAUUUUUUUAGAAAAGCAAUCAGUUUGAAAGGCACCAUUUUUUAGGAGAUCUUCUAAAACGAGUAUGUCUAUGGAAGGUUUGCGAAAGAAAAUCAGGUAGAAGUCAUGUAAAUACUAUCACAUGAUAAUCGAUGUUUUAGGUAUCAUAUAAAGUAAGGACAAUAGAAAUAAGGAAGCUCAGAGUUGCCAGCGAAGAGGAAGUUGCAUAGCUGCUGAAGGUGGCUGAGAAAUGCAAUUCGCUAAUGUACCGCUCUGUAAUCCAUGACUGCAAAGACACUUGACUUAUUUUUGUUUCCUUUCCAUCUCUUCUUGUCCUUCUCUCUGUCAUUUUCCCUUAUCCCUUCUUGUUGUCCGUGCUGGUAGUGACUCUCUCUCUCUCCAGGGAGUGGGAAAAACGGCAGAACAAAGCAUCGGAGGGAGCAGGGCUCAUUGGGAGUCUGAGCUGGAGGCUUUGUAGGGCAGCCAGCUGGACAUACAAAGAGAGUAAGAACGAGAGAGAGACAGAAAGAAAGCAAAAGGGGGAUGCUGAGCCGGAGAGGUAUAAGCGCGACCCAGGAUAUGGGUGUGGGUGCUGCCGAGGCUCGCGGGAGAGGGGGAGGGAUGAGGAGUGGAACGGCGUGAACACUAGAUCCUGCUUUGUGAUCCACUCAUGCAGAACUUUUGCCCUCACACCCCUGGCCUUCUAUUCUCCAGCUCUGAGCUCUGCAUGCCCACCCUUCACCCCUCGCACCCCCAUCUCCAUCCCUGAGAAUUUUUAAUCUAAUCAGUGUUGGAUAAAUGUUACUCGUAUCAAUUGUUCCAUUUUAGAAUCUGUUAAGGAUUCCUAAAAAGAAUGGUGCAAGCAUCAACAGAACUCCUGUUGGUUGUUGUCAGAUGCAAAAUGUCUGAGGUCGGUUAUAGGUGCAAGGUCAGGUAAGGGUCAAAUGCGGGUGCUAAACUGGAAGUCAAACAAAAUUAAAUGAUUUUACAGUAAACUAAAAUAUUAGGAAUGUGUUUUGUGGAUGUGCAAAUUCAACUGCAAGGGUGCUGAAAAAUAAAGACAUUUCGCAGUUGAAAGAUAAAGACAUGAAUAUUUUUAAUAUUAGUAUAUUUAUAAUGUUUUAUAUUUUAAAAUCAAUUUAAAAAUUAUUUGACAUUUUAUUACCUUCAAGCGUGAAUAUUUGUUGUGAAUUUUUUGGGCAAGUUUUUGAUUUGAAACACUGCAUUCCGAUGGACCUAUUCAGUCCGAAGGAAAAAUUCACCCCAACAAUAUUUUUAUUAUUUUUAUCUAUAUUUUAUCUAAAGAGGGAAAUAUUUGUUGUGAAUAAUGACAGCUAACAUUUUCCUGACUUCCUGUUUUGUUUUUUAUUUUAUUUCAUUCACACCAAGAGUAAGUAUUUGUUAUUGUGUAUUUGUAUUUGGAAUACUGGCAGCAAAAAAGUCUUGUGUAUGUUUUGAAACACUGCAUUCAUCCAACAAUAGAACAAUUUUUUUUAAGUAUUGCAUUUUUGUUUUCUUUUCAACCAAUGAAACUUACAGACCAAGAUAUAAGCUUUUGUUUUGCUUUGAUUCCAGGGUUAUCAUUCUCUACAUAUCCACUAUCCUAACUUUCUUUAUGAUGGCAUAAGAGUCUCAUUUUUUUUUUCUACCUACUUUUUUC
Onychostoma macrolepis is the source of this 4683-nucleotide messenger RNA. It is a transcript of the gene tmem218, whose product is annotated as transmembrane protein 218. NCBI's taxonomy places the organism in Eukaryota, Metazoa, Chordata, Actinopteri, Cypriniformes, Cyprinidae. The record is from RefSeq and is a predicted model, not a curated record. The coding region runs from base 181 to 528 and encodes 115 amino acids. The transcript has 4 exons.